AUGACCUUUUUCGACGGCAGCUACAAGAAGCCUCGCAAUGUAAAUUUAGGUAAUCGCAGCACAAUCACGCAAAGAGACCUGCUGCUCAAAGCUCAGAUCGAAAGGGAAAAUCGGGAGCAGGAGAGAUUAAGAUGGAAGUGCGCCAUAAAGAUAGAGAGCUUUUGGAGAGGAAGACGUGAGGUUCAGCUUGCAAAAGAUGCUGAAAGAUUAGUUUGGGACUCUUCAGCGCUGGAUCUCAUCCACAUCCAUCGUCAAACACAAUCGCUACUCUUCUUCUUCAACCCACGCCUAGAUCUUGGCAGGUUGGAUGCUCUGUCUACCGCACUGCUCGCCGCUGAUAGAAACGGUACUAUCACUCCUGUUAGCGCACAUGUUCCCAUGCAGUUGACUGACCAGACGCUCACACAACCAGUUCCAUUAUUUGUCUCGGCCUUCUUGCAGCAAACUCCUUCAUUCGUGUCGGAAUGGAUCUAUCUUCUCGAAAAAUUGCUACUGCUAUGUGUUGCUAAUUCUAUAAUCAAUGACAACGGAAUAGUCUUGAAUCUUGCAGAUUAUUGUGUUACUGGAGGGCUAUAUAGAAGUAUUGGAGAGUAUCUUGGGUCGAUAGCAACUGAACGCAAAUUAAGACCUCUUGUGUCGCUUAUGGUUGAUGUCGUCAACCAGACACUGAAUUUGCCUCUGACUAUCGGUCAUUCUCGGGCAUUCGCAUCAGAGAUCUUGACUAUACCGUUGCUACCUUUGAGAAUUCCGCUGGAUGCUGUGUCAACUCUUUCCGCAACUAUGCCCUUCGACGUGAUAUUACGAGAAAUUGCAGCAGCAGAUCUUAUACAACUGAUCAAGAAUACCAACAAAGUGACUGAAACCGAUGGAGUUGGCUCAUUAUUGACCAACAUACUCAUGUUUGGUCAGAGUCGCAUAUCGACAAUGUCUCCAGAAACGCUGUUUGACUAUGUGACGGCCUUGCAAAAGCUGCUACUUUCUAGUUCGGAUUUAUUCUUUGAACGCCGAGAUCCCACAGUACUCGAUGCAUCUAUUGAUCUAGGUGAUGAGGACGAAAUCAUGAUGCCUUUGAAUAGCCAAAAAGCGUCCAAACCAACACUCGACCGAAGACUGCUGAAAUGGCUCAAUAUAUUGUUUGAUCCAGCACAUAUGACUGCCAUUAUGAGGCUCAUGACCACUGUGGCUCUCACCAGCGUGUCAGUCGUCGACUCAAUUGCUCCCAUAGUGAAUUUUUUCCUGGCCCUCAUUGAUAGAUGGCCGGGACGUAAAUUAGAAGUAAUGGCCAUAGUUGGAGCAACAGGUGACAUAGUUGGAAUACUCUGUGACAAGCUUAUGCCUGCUUGGGAAGCAAGAUUUGGUGGCAGAGUGUCGUUUGAUGCUAUUACAGACCCGUCCAAUGCUUCGCUAUGGUCAGUUCUAGUGUUUGUGUGUGAAUUGUAUUCUAGAAUGCUGAUGACAAUGGGGGACGACGAAUUCUUUGGUGAAAAGACGUCGUUGAAGCUGAACAUGGUCGUUUCUCUUUCUCGAGUCCUCAAGAAUGUCACAUUUGGUCUCUACUGGAAUGACUCAGGACUGGUCGCCCCCUUAUACAUUUCUGGAACGACUCUAGUCAUGCAGCUAAUGCGUCAACUAUUCACUCAGCUUCUGUUUUCUCUUCACUCUCGAGAUUCCAGACGGCCAUUUGCACCACCAAAUCAUUGGCUAUCAACUUCAGAGAUUGAUCUACCUUCCUUUAUGGCGGCAGCAGUGCUAGAUGAUAGUGGAGAUUUGUCCUCAAGACAAAUGAGAGUCGUUGGUCCUCGUCAAGCCAUCCUCAACAACACACCAUUUGUCAUCCCUUUCGAAAAUCGAGUUAGUAUCUUUCGAGAAGAAGGAAUUGAUAACGAGUGGCAUAUGGCAGUAGCUAGCGCCACAAUUCGACGUAAAUAUAUUUUUGAAGACGGGUAUACAUAUUUAAAUGCACUAGGACCACGACUUAAAAACAAGAUUGCCAUCACAUUUGUUGACGACAAUGGGAUGGUUGAAGCAGGGAUUGACGGCGGUGGUUUAUUUAAAGAAUUCCUUACUGGACUCUCCAAACAAGCCUUUGACAUGAAUUACGGUUUGAUGUGCGAAACCAAAGACCACCUACUGUAUCCGUCACCACAGAGUUAUGCUACCCAAGAAGCGCAGUUGCUCCAGUAUCAGUUCCUUGGUAGAAUUCUUGGAAAAGCGUUGUAUGAAGGAGUUCUGGUUGACGUUUCGUUUGCCAAAUUCUUUCUUUCAAAAUGGCUGGGUCGACAAUCGUAUCUGGAUGAUUUGCCUAGCUUGGAUCCAGAACUGUAUCAAUCAUUGAUGUUUUUGAAGAAUUAUACUGGAGAUGUAGAAAAGGACCUGACAUUGACGUUUACGAAAGACGAAAACGAGUUUGGAACGACGAGGUCCAUUGAACUGAUUCCUGGUGGUGGAUCGAUACCAGUGACUCGUGACAACCGCAUUCGCUACAUCUAUCUAGUAGCCAAUUAUUGGUUGAAUCAACAGAUCGACAAGCAAUGUAGAGCCUUCUUCCAUGGACUGGUGGACUUGAUUGACCCAAGGUGGUUGAAAAUGUUCAACCAGGAGGAGCUUCAAAUACUGAUUGGUGGUGCUUCGAUGCCUAUUGAUUUGAGAGAUCUGCAACAACAUAUUGACUAUCAAGGUGGAUUCUCAACCGAACAUCCUACUAUCAAGGCUUUCUGGAAGGUUGUCGAUGGCUUCUCUGAAGAAGAGAAACAGUUGCUUCUCAAGUUUGUUACCUCAUGUGCACGACCUCCUCUGUUGGGCUUUGGUGCUUUGAGACCUCUGUUAUGCAUAAGAAAUGCUGGAGAUGAAGAGGAACGUCUGCCAUCUGCUUCGACCUGUGUUAAUUUACUCAAGCUACCGGCUUACAAAAGCGCGGAAAAACUCAAUCAAAAAUUGAUAUAUGCCAUCACGUCCAACGCUGGUUUCGACUUGUCGUAA
Molecule: messenger RNA, 2979 nt
Organism: Synchytrium microbalum
Lineage: Eukaryota; Fungi; Chytridiomycota; Chytridiomycetes; Synchytriales; Synchytriaceae
Exons: 15
Coding region: 1-2979 (992 amino acids)
Biological process (GO): protein polyubiquitination; ubiquitin-dependent protein catabolic process
Molecular function (GO): ubiquitin protein ligase activity
Source: RefSeq, a predicted model, not a curated record